Penaeus indicus is the source of this 444-nucleotide messenger RNA. RefSeq lists its product as uncharacterized. Bases 1 to 444 code for a protein of 147 amino acids. Lineage: Eukaryota; Metazoa; Arthropoda; Malacostraca; Decapoda; Penaeidae. The record is from RefSeq and is a predicted model, not a curated record. The transcript has a single exon.
AUGGCUCACACAGAGGAAGACCUACAGUUCAUUGUGGAUGUUUUCACAAGCGGCACGGCUCUUUGGCGUUACAAUAAGUUUGCCAAAACAGAGGUCCUGUACCAAUCAACUACAGCAACACCUCCAAAUAUCACCAUCGAAGGCACCCAGCUGAAGACUGUAGAUGACUUCAAAUAUCUUGGCAGUGUCAUAAGCAACGAUGGCUCUCUUGAUAAGGAGAUCAACUCCAGAAUCUGCAAGGCCAGUCAAGCCCUUGGACGACUUAAAAUCCGUAUCCUCUCCCGGCACAGCAUCAAGCUCUCGACUAAGCUCCAGAUUUACCAAGCCAUUGUCCUCACCAGCCUCCUUUAUGGAUGUGAGACCUGGACUCUGUAUAAGCGCCACCUGAAACUACUAGAAAAAUUCCACAUCAAAGGUCUCAAGUCAAUUCUAGGCAUUCGAUGA